Laetiporus sulphureus 93-53 is the source of this 391-nucleotide messenger RNA. RefSeq lists its product as uncharacterized. Gene Ontology annotation, cellular component: TIM23 mitochondrial import inner membrane translocase complex. Bases 35 to 391 code for a protein of 118 amino acids. The record is from RefSeq and is a predicted model, not a curated record. Gene Ontology annotation, biological process: protein insertion into mitochondrial inner membrane; protein import into mitochondrial matrix. NCBI's taxonomy places the organism in Eukaryota, Fungi, Basidiomycota, Agaricomycetes, Polyporales, Laetiporaceae. The transcript is spliced from 4 exons.
CGACUUGCACCUUGUCCUGUACCACCAACUUGCCAUGGCUUCCGUGCAGCGGACCCCUCAAGGCCCUACGGUAUGGCAGAAGCGUACGAUGGGAGCUAUGAUGGGUGCAGGUGUUGGCCUGACCAUUGGCUUCAUUUUUGGUGGCUAUAGCAUUAUCAGAGGAGGAGCGGGCCCUCGAGGAGUAUUGCCCACCCUCUCUCAGUACAUGCUGAGCAGCGCAGCGACCUUUUCCUUUUUCCUCGCCAUUGGAUCUGUCAUUCGAAACGAUGCUCCCCUCCCGCCUCAUCUCGAGGCCGCGCGGCUACAGCUAACGCCACCAAUAAUUCGCAGCAGAUCAGAUGGGCUCUCCAUAAUGAGAAAACAUUGGGAGAUUGAGAGAAAACAUGAGUAA